AUGCCUAAGAACAGCAAGGUGGUAAAAAGAGAACUAGAUGAUGAGGUUAUCGAGUCAGUUAAGGAUCUUCUCUCUAAUGAAGACUCUGCAGAUGAUGCCUUUAAGAAGAGUGAACUGCUGGUUGAUGAUCAAGAACAUAAAGAUGUAGAUGUUGAAGAGGGGUCAGAUGUAGAAGAUGAAAGACCAGCCUGGAACAGCAAACUUCAGUAUAUUCUGGCACAAGUUGGAUUUUCUGUAGGGCUGGGAAAUGUGUGGCGAUUCCCAUAUCUGUGUCAGAAAAAUGGUGGAGGUGCAUAUCUUGUGCCAUAUUUAAUUUUGCUGAUGAUAAUAGGGAUUCCACUUUUUUUCCUGGAGCUUUCUGUGGGCCAGAGAAUCCGACGAGGAAGCAUUGGCGUAUGGAAUUACAUCAGCCCCACGCUUGGUGGAAUUGGAUUUGCAAGCUGUGUAGUAUGUUUCUUUGUGGCCCUCUACUACAAUGUGAUCAUUGGAUGGAGUUUGUUUUACUUUUCUCAGUCGUUUCAGCACCCCUUGCCAUGGGAUCAGUGUCCUUUGGUGAAAAAUAUUUCUCAUACAUUUGUGGAGCCUGAGUGUGAAAAAAGCUCUGCUACCACCUAUUACUGGUACAGAGAAGCACUGAACAUUUCCAACUCUCUCUCAGAGAGUGGGGGUCUGAACUGGAAAAUGACUCUGUGCUUGCUGGCUGCCUGGAUUCUGGUUUGCCUGGCAAUGAUCAAAGGCAUUCAGUCUUCAGGCAAAAUCAUGUAUUUUAGUUCCCUUUUCCCUUAUGUGGUACUUAUAUGCUUUCUAGUCAGAGGACUGCUUUUAAAUGGUUCCAUGGAUGGAAUUCGUCACAUGUUUACACCUAAGCUUGAAAUAAUGCUGGAGCCCAAGGUCUGGAGAGAAGCUGCUACUCAGGUGUUCUUUGCCUUAGGGCUUGGAUUUGGUGGAGUCAUUGCCUUUUCAAGCUACAACAAGAGAGACAACAACUGCCAUUUCGAUGCUGUUCUGGUGUCCUUCAUCAAUUUUUUCACUUCUGUGCUGGCAACUUUGGUGGUGUUUGCUGUCCUGGGCUUCAAAGCAAAUAUCAUAAAUGAGAAAUGCAUUACCCAAAAUUCAGAAAAGAUUUUAAAUCUUUUGAAAAUAGGCAAUCUGAGCCAGGAUAUGAUCCCCCAUCAUAUUAAUUUCUCUAGCAUUACAGCAGAUGAUUACAAUUUAGUUUAUGACAUCAUUCAAAAAGUUAAAGAAGAAGAAUUUCCUGCUCUUGGCCUGAAAUCCUGUCAGAUCGAAGAUGAGCUUAAUAAGGCUGUUCAAGGCACCGGUUUAGCUUUUAUUGCCUUUACAGAAGCAAUGACCCACUUCCCUGCUUCUCCUUUCUGGUCAGUGAUGUUCUUCCUCAUGCUGGUAAAUUUGGGACUUGGCAGUAUGUUUGGAACCAUUGAAGGAAUCAUCACACCUAUUGUUGAUACCUUCAAAGUGAGGAAAGAAAUUCUUACUGUCAUCUGCUGUCUGGUGGCGUUUUUAAUUGGCCUGAUCUUUGUGCAGCGCUCUGGAAAUUAUUUUGUCACAAUGUUUGAUGAUUACUCUGCUACUUUGCCUCUACUUAUUGUGGUCAUUUUGGAGAAUAUUGCCAUUUCUCAAGUUUAUGGGAUAGACAAAUUUAUGGAGGACCUAAAGGAUAUGCUUGGUUUUUCUCCAAACCAAUAUUAUUACUACAUGUGGAAGUAUGUUUCCCCUGUAGUAUUGUUAUUUUUGCUGGUAGCUAGUAUUGUCCAAAUGGGAUUAAGUCCUCCUGGUUACAAUGCAUGGAUUGAAGAAAAGGCUACUGAGGAGUUCCUGAGCUAUCCACCCUGGGGAAUGAUUGUCUGUAUAUCUCUGAUGAUAUUGGCCAUACUUCCUGUCCCUAUAGUCUUCAUAGUCCGCCGCUGCAAUCUUAUUGAUGAUAGCUCUGGUAGUUUGGCCGCUGUAUCCUACAAAAGAGGACGGAUAAUAAAGGAGCCUGUUAAUCUAGAGGGAGAUGAUGCAAGUCUGAUUCAUGGGAAGAUUCCAAGUGAGCUGCCAUCUCCAAAUUUUGGUAAAAACAUAUACCGGAAACAGACUGGAUCCCCAACUCUGGAUACUGCUCCCAAUGGACGCUAUGGUAUUGGCUAUCUAAUGGCAGAUAUGCCAGAUAUGCCAGAGUCUGACUUGUAG
Messenger RNA from Emys orbicularis (European pond turtle), 2190 nucleotides. It is a transcript of the gene SLC6A15, whose product is annotated as solute carrier family 6 member 15. Gene Ontology annotation, cellular component: plasma membrane. The record is from RefSeq and is a predicted model, not a curated record. Gene Ontology annotation, biological process: sodium ion transmembrane transport; L-leucine transport. NCBI's taxonomy places the organism in Eukaryota, Metazoa, Chordata, Testudines, Emydidae. The coding region runs from base 1 to 2190 and encodes 729 amino acids. Gene Ontology annotation, molecular function: proline:sodium symporter activity. The transcript is spliced from 11 exons.